Guillardia theta CCMP2712 is the source of this 1395-nucleotide messenger RNA. RefSeq lists its product as hypothetical. Gene Ontology annotation, biological process: maturation of SSU-rRNA. The record is from RefSeq and is a predicted model, not a curated record. The transcript is spliced from 2 exons. Gene Ontology annotation, molecular function: nucleic acid binding; RNA helicase activity; ATP binding. Bases 1 to 1395 code for a protein of 464 amino acids. NCBI's taxonomy places the organism in Eukaryota, Cryptophyceae, Pyrenomonadales, Geminigeraceae.
AUGACGGAGGAGAAAGACAAUCAGGUAGCAGACGAGAUCAAAACUUUUCGUAGGCAGAUGGGAAUCACCGUGAGUGGCGAUGAGAUCGCUCCUCCUAUCGGCACCUUCAGUGAGAUCAAACUGAGCAAGGAGCAGAAAUGGCUCCUCCAUGGCAUUGAGACGGCAGGGUGGAAGGAGCCGACGCCGAUCCAGAUGCAGGCGAUCCCCAUCCUCCUCGAGAGACGCGACCUGGUUGCCUGUGCUCCAACUGGGUCCGGCAAGACAGGAGCCUUUGUCAUCCCGCUCUUUGCGCUGCUUCAGGCGCCCAAGAAGGAGGGGAUCCGAGGGCUAAUCGUCUCCCCUACCAGGGAGCUCGCGACUCAGAUCUUCAACCAGUGCAAGCUGCUCAAGGCUUUCUCCAAGCUCCAAGUCAAGCUUCUCACCAAAGCAACCGCUGCUUCCGUGGCAGCCCUUCAGAUGGACCCGCAGGCGCGCAACCAUGACGUGGUCGUCUCAACCCCCGCACGCCUUGUCUCUCUGCUCCAGCAGAAGUCCCUUGACCUCAGCUCGGUCGAGCUCCUGAUAGUCGACGAGGCCGACAAGCUCUUCGAGGAAGGCUUCAUCACCCAGCUCGACGAGAUCCUGGCGGCAUGCAGCAACCGCAAGCUGCAGAAGUCUCUCUUCAGCGCCACCAUCCCCCCGCAGAUCGAGGAGCUCGCUCGCAGCAUCAUGCCUCAUCCGACCUUUGUCACGGUUGGCAGCAAGGUGGGAGCAAACUCGAAGAUCAAGCAGAAGCUCGUCUUCGUAGGCUCGGAGGAGGGGAAGCUCAUCGCCAUCCGUCAGCUCAUCCAAACAGGCUUGAAGCCUCCCGUCCUCAUGUUCGUGCAGUCCAUCGAUCGAGCGAAGCAGCUCUUCCGCGAGCUGGUGUACGACGGGAUCAACGUAGACGUCAUGCAUGCUGAGCGAACGCAAGCGCAGCGUGACAACAUCAUCUCUCAGUUCCGGUCGGGGGCCAUCUGGGUGCUCAUCUGCACAGACCUGAUGGCGAGAGGCAUCGACUUCAAGGGCGUGAACCUCGUCAUCAACUACGACUUCCCUCAGAGCACCAUCAGCUACAUCCACAGGAUUGGACGAACAGGUCGUGGCGGACGAGAAGGCGAGGCUGUAACGUUCUUCACUGGGGAAGAUGUCUUGUACCUCCGGAGCAUCGCGAACGUUAUGAAGCAGUCAGGAUGCGACGUUGCUGACUGGAUGCUCCAGCUCAAGAAGCCGGGCAAGAAGAAAGCAAAGAUGCUCAAGAAGAAGGCUCCUGAGCGCAAGGACAUUGUUGAGGUCCCGCGGUGCUUCAAGCAGCAAAGAAAGAAGAAACAGCAGAUGAUUGAAGGGACGAAGAAGAAGAAACAGGAUCAGGACUAG